Messenger RNA from Anneissia japonica, 3316 nucleotides. RefSeq lists its product as uncharacterized. The coding region runs from base 100 to 2022 and encodes 640 amino acids. The record is from RefSeq and is a predicted model, not a curated record. Lineage: Eukaryota; Metazoa; Echinodermata; Crinoidea; Comatulida; Comatulidae. The transcript is spliced from 16 exons.
CAGCUGCAGAGAGAUCCAUCAAUAUAUCCAGGAUUCUCCAUUUGACCAAAGACUUUGGCAAAGUUGAUUCUAGCAUCGAUCAUAACAAAUACAAUAACAAUGUCAGUAGGAAGGUUCAUGCCUUUGACGUUGUUUAGGCAGAGGCCUAGGUCUUUACACGACCUUUCUUUAACCGUGCGACAAGAAAUAAUCCGACGAUAUUGCAGCUCUAGGCCUACAGGAGAGAGAAAGAUUCGAAUAGGAUGUGCAUCUGGCUUUUGGGGUGAUACAGCAACAUCAGCUCCACAGUUGAUUCACAAUGGGAACAUUGACUUCCUUGUAUUUGACUACUUGUCCGAAAUAACAAUGUCACUUAUGACUGCUGCUAAACAUAAAUCUCCGGAUCUUGGUUAUGCGCCAGACUUCAUCCAAGCUGUGAUGGCACCUCUACUUGGAGACAUCAAGAAGAAAGGAAUAAGAGUGAUCAGUAAUGCCGGUGGAAUAAACCCUCACAGCUGUGCAGCAGCUUUGAAAGAUGUAGCCAAGAAGUCAGGAGUAGACCUGAAGGUCGCUGUAGUAACUGGUGACAAUGUCAUGUCAAAGAAAUCUGAUAUCUCAGAAACGGGAGUAAGUGACAUAGAUUCUGGAGUACCCAUACCAAAAACCCUGGUUAGCAUGAAUGCUUAUUUAGGAGCAACACCAAUAUCAAGAGCUUUGGACCUUGGUGCCGAGGUGGUAAUUACUGGACGGUGUGUGGACAGUGCAGUUGUUUUAGGACCCUUAAUGCAUACAUUUGGAUGGGCCCCUGAUGACUAUAACUUGUUGGCUCAAGGAAGCUUAGCAGGCCAUUUAGUAGAAUGUGGAGCACAGGCUACAGGAGGAAUAUUCACCGAUUGGCACACUGUUCCAGACUGGGAUAAUAUAGGAUUCCCGAUAGCUGAAUGUUCGUCUGAUGGCUCGUUCAUUAUCACUAAGCCACCAAAGACAGGUGGCCUGGUGUCUGUACCAGCAGUUGCUGAACAGCUUGUGUAUGAGAUCGGUGACCCCAAGAAGUACCUUCUCCCUGAUGUUACCUGUGAUUUUAGUCAAGUUAAGCUAUCACAAGUGCAUGGUGAAGCAGUGUCGGUGACAGGUGCUCUAGGCUCCGAGCCAACCAACCAGUACAAGGUUAGUGCUACUUACACAGAUGGAUACAGAGUAACAGCUGUGUGCCCAACAGCAGGAAUAAAUGCUGCCGAGAAGGGAAGGAGAACAGCAGAAAGUAUACUGAAGAGAGUCAGGAGAAUGUUCAAGUUUCUUGGCUUAGAAGAUUUUACGCAAACCAAUGUACAGAUGCUUGGAUCUGAAGAGUCUUAUGGCCCCCAUAGUAACUCUCCAAACCCCAGAGAAAUAGUAAUUUGGCUGGCGGUCCAACAUCAACAGAAGAAAGCUUUAGAAAUUUUCUCAAGAGAGAUAGCACCAGCAGGAACUGGAAUGUGCCCUGGAUUAACUGGUAUUGUCGGGGGUCGACCAAGAGUUUCACCUGUACUCAGGCUCUUUUCUUUCUUAUAUCCCAAAGAAAAUGUUACGAUUCAUGUUGAAAUGGAUGAUCUCAAAGAGACAGUAGAAAUCAAGGAGCAUGCUGCUGCACAGUCAGAUAAUAUUUCUCAGCAAGAAGAGCCCCCAAUACCUACUGGUCUUGAAACUGGCUCAUGCAGUUAUACUCUAGGCCAACUAGCCUAUGCAAGAAGUGGGGACAAAGGGAAUAGUGCAAAUAUAGGUGUUAUUGCUAGGCAUCCGUCUUUUGUGCCUUAUCUACGGGAAGCUCUCACGGAAGAAGCAAUACGGAACUACUUCCGCCACAUACUUGAGCCUGGAAUAGACAAGCAAAUUCAAAGGUUUGAACUUCCAGGCAUUCAGGCUUUCAAUUUCCUGCUGAAGGGCGCCCUCGGAGGGGGUGGAGUAGCUUCAUUACGGAGUGAUCCACAGGGUAAAGCACUUGGACAGAUGUUGUUGGAUUUUCAACUUGAUGGCUUGCCAGAUCUACUAUCUAGACUAAAAUGAGAUGUAUUUCCUCAGAUUUAUCACUGCUUAACGGAAAGAUUAAUACUAAUCCUGAAAAAUGUUUGUUUAUCAUGAAGAAAUAUUUAAGACAACAAAUAUUGUUUAUUAAGAAGAUUUAUAUUCUUUUAUUUAUUUUAUUUUAUUUUGCAUUUGUUUAAGUGUUCAUCCAUUUUUAAGUUAGUACAAAACACUCCUUUUCUGUGACCUCUCCUUCAUCUACCCCCCCACCACAAACAAAAGAGUACAUAAUAAAUAAUGAUUAUUUUUAUUUUGAGAUCACUAAAGAAUACAUACAUUAUUAUUAACGCUCCGCCCUCCCCACCUCCCAGUAUAUGUUUUACACUCUUGUUAAAAUGAUGACAAAAUGGAUAACUCUUAAGUGUUUCUUGCGUAAUUUAUAUAUAAUCAGAUUAGAAUUGCCUGUCAAUAUGUAGGAGAGGUCGUCCGUUUGUGGUUUGGGCUGUCUGUCUUGGGUUUCAAUCCACGCUGUCAAAUUCACUUCUGUCUUGUCAAUCCACUUCAUGUAUUUAUCUUGUUCCGCUUACGAGUGUAAGUAAUAUUUAAGAAUGUCCAAGGAAAAUCAAUUAAAAAAUUUAGCUUAAUUUACUAAACUUUCAAGGUUCAAGAUUACAAAUUAACCAAAUUUGAGAUGAGAUAACUUCAUUCGAGGUUAAUAUUGUCAAAUUUUGGCAACUAGUUUCCGCUUGUCUAGGUGAAGAAUUUUACAAUUUGGAAAAUCUACUUAUAAAAUAUACCAUUUGGAUAUUAUGAAUCAAGAAUUAGUGCUUUGACUAUACCGUACUGUAUGUAUGUUUGUUAUGACUACAGUAAGCAUAAAUUAGGUUGUCAAUGGUUAAGGACUUCUUCCAUUAAGCUUGUGUGCUCAUUCCAAUUUAUCACUAUGUUUUCAACCAACAUGUAAAUUUAAUUUGUUUAUUAUUAAAAGACAAUUCUACCUCAUCUAUUUAAUUGUAUCUAAAAAGAAUUUAAAUAAUCAAAAAUAAAUAAAUACUCAACCUUUCAUAUUGAUCUUAACUUAACAACAAUAAAUCAAAAAUUGGAAUAGCUAGUGCAUAUUAUUGAGAGUAGGAAGUUCAAGCCGCCACACCCACCUCCGCCCCACCAUGGUUGGUGUAAAUAAGUAGUAAACAAUUGAGCUCUCCUUUCUCCCACUGCUGGAUCGCCACUGAACUCAUAAGUUCAUUCACUUUUCCCCCUUUCCUCUUUUUAACCCAAAUUUUUAUCCCUCUUUUUUAUUUUUCGGUUUGACCGACGAGGGGCACGGGCCCUCAUG